CUCGUUUUCUUCCUCUCUUUGCAGUCUCUGCUUAUUUGUUGUUGAUGGAAGAAGAUGAGAAUUGUGAUGGAAAUGGGAAUGAAGAGGAGCAUUUGAAAUCGAUUGAAAUUGCUCCCAUGAUGUGUUCUUCACCAACAAUUCCAAACCUUUCAUUAAUGUCCUCGAACGAUCCGUUUUUCUCCUGCAUUAUCACUCUCUACAUUCUAAUCCUCCUCUACUUCCCUCAAAGCUUUUCCCUCAAAAUCCUCUAUAUUUUAACUCUUCUUUUGCUUUCCGUCCUUCGCUUCAAUGCCGUCCAAAGGACCCGAACGGGCACAGGAAGUAAACGGAUCGUCAACGAAGUUGAAAAAACGGAGUUCUCGCAGCAAGAGCUUAAGUGGGUCGGGCUUAAAAGUGACCCGGAGGUUAUAAUUCGGAGUUUCGAAGAGUUUUUCGUUGAAUCGGACGUCGGAGCUCCGUUAGAGGUGAUAUUCGAAGGGUUCGAAGGAGAAGAAGAAGGGGAGGAUUACCCCGAUCCGACCCGUGUUAUCGAGAGGCAUCCUUUGUUGUCGUUGUACUACCCGGAGUCGGACUCGGAUAGUUCUUCGUCGUUGGAGAUGGAUUUUCCGGCGAUCGGGGAAUGGAUUUCGAUGGAGAAGAUGUGUUACCGAUGGGAAGAGGAAGACAGAGAUGAAGGGAUGAUUGAGAUAGAUUUGGAUUUUCGUGAAGAAGAAGAUAAUUUGAUUGAGAUCGACAUUUCUUAAGCAUUAAUUUUA
Molecule: messenger RNA, 755 nt
Organism: Hibiscus syriacus
Lineage: Eukaryota; Viridiplantae; Streptophyta; Magnoliopsida; Malvales; Malvaceae
Exons: 1
Coding region: 45-743 (232 amino acids)
Source: RefSeq, a predicted model, not a curated record